GCUGUUCUUGCGUCUGCUGCGGCUGGCAGCACAUCUGCACCCAGACUUGGCUCUCGUCAACACUUCUCACGACCGCACCAGUCGGCCCGGCAUCCGCCCUCUGCGGCCCGUGCGCAUCUUCCCAUCCUCCUGGCCAACAAGCAGCGCUGCGAUGCGGCUCACGGCGCCGCUGCAGGCCGCAGCGCUGCUGCUGAGCGGCUCGCUGGCAGCUGCAGCAAGCUCGAGCUCGUCGCCACCCGUCUCCGUCAGCCUCGUCUCGCCCUGGGCCGCGCCGCCGCUGGUGCUCGAGCUGCUCGAGGCCGCGCACACGCAGGACCCCGACGGCUUCUGGACGCUCCUCACGCACCUCACCGGGCCAUGGGCAUUCAACGACAGCCGCGGCAGCACCGCCACUGCGCCACGCAGCGCACAGGCGUACCACACGGCAGCCACGCGCCUGCUGGACCAGCACGGCCUGCUGGGCGCGCCGGGCGAGCGCGAGAUGUGGAACCUGGCGCUGGCACUGCACACCGAGGCGCCCAAGAUCGCCGCCUUCUGGCAGCUGUACGAGCACAGCGGGCCCGCCAGGCAGUGGGCCACCGCGGCGGUGGGGCGCGAGGCGCAGUGCGCCAGCUGGGUCGCGUGGGGCGACGAGGUGCUCUGCACGGAGCAGGAGCUCGUCAGGGCGCUCACGGCAGGCGUGGCUCCAAGCUCGCCGCACACCGUCGCGUUCGACCACAUCUUCUCGCACCCUGACGCAGCCGAGAGCUCGACCUUGGACGAGCAGCCAACGGCUGUCCUCUACGCCGACGUGACCUCGGCCAACUUCUGGUCACUGCACACGACGCUGCUGGAGCAUGUGCUGGGCUCGCGCGUCGUGGCUGAGGGCGGCGCCGACGUGCCGCCGCUGCGCUACGUGCUGCGCUGGCGUCCGAGCGCGCAGGGCACUGAGGGCCCCAAAGCCACGAUGGCCGGCUACGGCGCCACGCUGGACCUCAAGAAGGUCGACUACCUCGUCAUCGACGACCGCAAGCUGCAGGAGGACAGCAGUGCGGUGCGAGAUGUGCGAGAGGACGGUGCUGUAUCGUCUGACGAUCAGCUGAGCGACCGCGCUUGGCUCGAUGCGCAGAUCGGGGCGCAGCCGGAGGACGCCGAGCAGGCUCUAAGCAGCCUGACGAAGGAAGAACUCGCGGACCUCGACGUUCUUGCGACGCAGGUCAUCGCGACGUCGUCCGAUCCUCUGCGUGCGCUCGAGCAGCUGGUCAAGGACUUCCCGCUGCACGCUGUGGCGCUUGCGCGACGGGCGCCCAAGCCUGACGCGGCGCUGCUCUCCGAGCUGGCCGAGCUUCAGUCGCAGACGAUGGACCCCGGCUCGAGCGACAUUUGGCUCAAUGGCAAGGCACUGACGGAGAAGGAGAUCACGCCUCUUGGCAUCAUCCCGGCCCUGAGGGCGGAUCAUGCACACGUUGCCUCUUUGACAUCUCCUUUGCUCAACAUGUCGAACGAGGCUGCUCUCGAUCUGCUCUCGUACGCGCCCAUUGGCGUGGCGCAGGACCUGACCGCCGCUGGCUCGCUGCUCUUUGACGCAAGCGACCGCAUUGAGCGUGCAGCGGCAGGCGCACAAGCCGGUGCACCCGGCGUUCUGUCAUGGUUCAACGACCUCGAGAAGGACUCGCACUACGAGUCGUGGUCGCCGAGCUUGCAGGCGCUCAUCCGCCCGCUGUGGCCCGGGGCAUUCCCGCACAUUGCGCGCAAUCUGUUCAACGUCGUGCUCGUGAUGGACCUUGGCCAGCCGGGGACAUGCCGCUUCCUGGCCGAGUCCGUCAUCCCGACGAUCCCGCGCAUUGGCCUGCGCUGGGGUCUCGUGCCUGGCGGACUGGAAGGCAAGGACGAGACGUCCCUGCAGCUCGCGCGCAUGUUCUGGUAUCUGUCGGAGAACUGGGGCGUCGAGGUGGUGGCCAAGUGGCUGCGACGGCUGGCGCGCUCGCGGAUCGAAGGAGGACGCAUCAGUCUGGACACCGCACGUGAGGAGCUGCAGGCUCAGCUUCACAACGCCGUCCCCGCCGAGGACUUCCCUGCUCUCUUUGAGGCGCUGAGCUCCGGCGAGUAUCCCGGCUUGGCGUCGCGCGAGCGCAUGACGCGCAGCUACGUGCGGCGCCUGCAUCUCGAGCUCGACGAGAGCAUGCGCGGCGGUCAUGUCAUGCUCAAUGGCGAGAGCAUCCCGCUCACCAACAAUCUCAUCAACGCCAUGCACGCCGCCGUCACGGCGCAGUCCCGCGUCCUUGCGCCGCUGGUGUACUACCGCAAGAUCGACAGCGAGAACACGCCGGACGUCUCGCACUUUUUCUACGACCUGCCCACGACGUUCAAGACGCGCUCGGCUCUCGUCUUUGCCGACACGGGCGCGGCACCUGCGGGCAACAAGCCGCGUGCCGUUGAUCUCGUCCGCCUAUCAGCCAAGGCGACAUUCAAGGCACCGCUGGAGACCUUCGUCUACCCUGAAGCAGGUGCUCGCGUGAAUGCAACGCUCUGGGUCGUCGGAGACCUCGACUCUGUCGCCGGCGCUCACCUCGUCUAUGAAGCCGCUAAGGGCUUAAGCAAGGCCUCGUAUCGACUGGGCCUCAUCCAUGUGCCGCAGACUCGUGGACAAGGUGGCCCUCUGUCUGCCUUCCUGGCUCAGCUACUGGCCUCCGGCCAAGCUGAUGCAGUCUCGGGUCCGCAGCUUGCAGAAGGCGUCAAGGCAGUCGCCGGCGCAAAGCUGCGCGCGAAAGCUGAUGAGCAGAGCCCCGAGCCCAGCACUGUGCCGCAUUGGCUCAGCGAGCGCGGCUGGGCAACGCCAGGUGCAGACUCUGCCAACGGCUUCUGGAGCGAAGCGCCAGCCCUCGCACGGGCGCUGGGCGUCAAGAGCGGACAGAUUGGCCUGGUCGUUAACGGCAGGGUGCUCACUGACUUCGAUCCGAACGCCACGUUUGCCGAGGACAUCACUACGCUCGUCGCCUUUGAGUCCGUCCGCAGGAUCAACGCUGUCGUCGAAGGCCUCGAGGAAGCUGGCGUCGAGGUGGCCAAGAUGGAGCCAGCUGCACACGCCACCACUGUAAUGCUUGCCACGUCGGUCAUGUCGCAUGCGUACUUCGUCGACGAGUCGGCCGAGGGCAUCUUCACGCCUCCGCAGACGGGCCGCAACAGCGUCAUCGACUCCGUCUUUGCCGCACGCGCCACGUUCGAGGUGGGCAAGCGCAGCACUGCCCGCACGCGCCUCUCCGUCGUACUUGACCCGCUCUCGGAGCGCACGCAGUCCUGGGCGCCCGUGCUGCGGAUGCUGGCCGAGCUGCCCGACACGCACAUCCGCGUGUUGCUCAACCCGCGCCCCAAGUUGCGGGAGCUGCCCUUGAAGCGCUUCUAUCGCUUUGCCGCGCCCGCACAGCCUGCUUUCGACUUGACUGGACAGCAGACUGGCGCCACGCUCGAGUUCCACGGCUUGCCCGAGGCAGCAGUGUUGACACUGGGCCUGGACACCCCGCCGUCGUGGCUCUGCAUGUCAGACGAGGCUGUGUACGAUCUAGACAACAUCCGGCUGGCCGACAUCCCAGCGCAUGCUCGCACAGCUGGCGUCCGUGCACAGUAUGCUCUGAAGCACAUCCUACUCGAGGCGCACGUGCGCGAUGCCGACCAAGCGGGGCAGUCUGGCAUCCCGCGCGGCCUUGAGCUCAUCUUGGAGUCACCCGACGGCGCCGUGGAGCUGGACACGAUUGUCAUGGCAAAUCUCGGCUACGCGCAGUUCCUGCCGCCCUCGCCGGGUCUCUACCGUCUGCGCAUCCGUGACGGCCGCAGCAAGGAGCUCUAUGAGAUGCGCAGCGUCGGCAAUCUCGGAUGGGAGAGCCCCAGCGUCGAGGUCACGGGCACCGACAUCACUCUGACCUCGCUGCACGGUCUCACGAUCUACCCGCAAGUCCGGCGGCGCGAGGGUCAGGAGAAUGAGAGCCUGAUCGAGGAUCUCGACCUGGGAGCUGUGCCCGAGCCGGAGGCAGAGAGGGGUGCCGCCGGCUACCUGCGCAUUGCCAAGAACUUCUUCGGCGGCCUCAAGCAGCAGGCCGAGCGCGUCAAGCCUGUCCGGCCGGCGAGCGACGGCGCCAACGCCGACAUCAACAUCUUCACAGUCGCCAGCGGGCACCUGUACGAGCGCAUGGCGAGCAUCAUGGUGCUCUCGGUGCUCAAGCACACGCAGAGCUCCGUCAAAUUCUGGUUCAUCGAGAACGAGCUCUCGCCCUCGUUCAAGGCCUUCCUGCCGCAUCUCGCGGCCGAGUACGGCUUCCGCUACGAGCUCAUCACGUACGCCUGGCCGCACUGGCUGCGCAGCCAGCGCGAGAAGCAGCGCCGCAUCUGGGGCUACAAGAUUCUGUUCCUCGACGUCCUCUUCCCGCUGGACCUCAAGAAGGUCAUCUUCGUCGAUGCCGACCAGAUCGUGCGCGUGGAUCUGCAGGAGCUCGUGGACACGAACCUGCAGGGCGCGCCGUACGGCUACCCGCCGAUGGGCGACGACAGGCCCGAGGUCGAGGGCUUCCGCUUCUGGAAACAGGGCUACUGGAAGACAUUCCUGCGCGGCAAGCCGUACCACAUCUCGGCGCUGUACGUCGUCGACCUGGCGCGCUUCCGGCGCGUGGCCGCCGGCGACCAGCUGCGCGGGCAGUACCAGCAGCUGAGCUCGGACCCCGGCUCGCUCGCCAAUCUCGACCAGGAUCUGCCGAACAACAUGCAGUUCCAGCUGCCGAUCCACACGCUCGACAAGAGCUGGCUCUGGUGCGAGACGUGGUGCAGCGACGCAUCGCUCGCAGCGGCGAAGACGAUCGACCUGUGCCAGAACCCGGCGGUAAAGAGCACCAAGCUGGAGCGCGCGCGCAAGAUUCCCGAGUGGACGGCGUACGACGACGAGGUUGCGCGUCUGGCGCAGCGUCUAGCCUCUCAGCAACUGCUUGCCGACAACAUUGCAGCGAGCAACGAGACGGUGGCGCUGCCAGUGCCAGAGUCGGAGCUGCAGCCAGAGCCGGAGCCGGCACUGGACGCCGAGCCAGCGCCUCGGCACGACGAGCUGUAGGCCUAUCUCCGCAAUUACAUAGAUCGACAAGGCAGAGAGCAACGUCAGACGGU
Messenger RNA from Tilletiopsis washingtonensis, 5124 nucleotides. RefSeq lists its product as hypothetical. The record is from RefSeq and is a predicted model, not a curated record. NCBI's taxonomy places the organism in Eukaryota, Fungi, Basidiomycota, Exobasidiomycetes, Entylomatales. Gene Ontology annotation, cellular component: endoplasmic reticulum. Gene Ontology annotation, molecular function: UDP-glucose:glycoprotein glucosyltransferase activity. The transcript has 11 exons. Bases 152 to 5071 code for a protein of 1639 amino acids.